CACAGUCAGAUCGCAAAAGAAGAACAGAGGAAGGUACACAAACUUUUGGUAGCGUCUCAUAUUCUAGUAAUUUUCAUCAUGGAUCUCGGGAAGGAGAGAGUGGUCGCUCUGGUGGACAUGGACUGCUUCUAUGUGCAAGUAGAGCAGAGAAUCAAUCCCGAACUGAAGAAUAAGCCGUGUGUUGUAGCUCAAUACAAGACAUGGAAAGGAGGAGGUAUUAUUGCAGUGAGUUAUGAAGCUCGAGCACAUGGCGUCACCAGAAACAUGUGGGCAGAUGAUGCCAAGAAGCUGUGCCCUGAUCUGCAGGUGGCCCGGGUCAGAGAGUCACAUGGGAAGGCUGAUCUCACCCAUUACAGGGAGGCCAGUGUGGAGGUGAUCGAGGUGAUGUCACGUUUUGCUGUCAUUGAGAGAGCGAGUAUUGAUGAAGCAUACAUGGAUCUCACAGCGAGUGUGCAGCAGAGAUUAAAGGAUAUGACUGACCUGGACAUUAAUCCACAUCAUCUGAAGAGCACCUAUGUACAAGGAUUUCCACAAAUCAGUUCCAACGAAGACGCACUGAGUGAGAACGCAGUACUAGAUAAAGAAGAACAGCGGUCCAGAGGUCUGCUGCAGUGGCUAGACUCUGUGUCCUCCUGCUCUCAGUCUAACAGUGCAGAGCUGCAUCUGGCAGUGGGCGCUCUUCUAGUGGAGGAGAUGAGGGCCGCAGUGGAGGAACACACUGGAUUCCGCUGCUCUGCUGGGAUCUCACACAACAAGGUGUUAGCCAAACUCGCAUGUGGGUUGAACAAGCCCAAUCGCCAAACAGUUCUGCCACACGGAUCUGUUCCCCAACUCUUCAGCACACUUCCCAUCAAUAAAAUUCGUAAUCUAGGAGGGAAGCUGGGGAAGUCCGUGACGGAGACUCUCGGGGUGGAAAACAUGGGAGAUCUCACUCAGUUCACCAAGAGCCAGCUGGAGCAGCACUUCGGAGAGAAGACUGGGCAGUGGUUGUAUGACUUGUGCAGAGGGAUCGAGUUUGAGCCGGUAAAACCUCGCCAGCUCCCCAAAUCCAUCGGCUGCAGCAAGAACUUUCCAGGAAUAACAUGUUUGGCUACAAAAGAACAGGUGCAGUAUUGGCUUCAUCAGUUGGCCCUUGAGUUAGAGGAAAGACUGAAUAAAGACAGAGAGAUGAACGGGCGAGUGGCCAAACUGCUGACGGUGGGCGUGCGGCAGGCAGGAGAUAAAAAACCCAACAGUUUCUCUCGCUGCUGUGCUCUUACGCGAUAUGAUGUCACAAAGAUCACCACAGACAGCUUCGCUAUCAUCAAGAGCCUCAAUACUGCAGGCAACCACCAGGAGGCGUGGUCUCCUGCCUUGACUUGCCUUCAUCUGUCAGCCAGUAAGUUCAGUGAUGCACCAUCAGCUUUGUCAGGAGGAAUAGCCAGCUUCCUUUGCAGCGAUGCUCCUUCAACACAGUCUCUUCUGGCCUCUUCACAGACCCCUACUGCCCCUAAAACUCAGCCAAAGAGUCCAGGAGUCAUCCAGUCUUUGUUCGAGAGAGCCGCUGAAAAGAAAAAGAAGCAAGCGGAAGAAGCUUGUAAAGAUGAACCUUCCCCACAGACAUUCUUGUCAACCACUCCUGCGGAAAACAAAUCCACUCAAUGCGCAGCUUCACCUCAGAGAGCCACAGAAGGAUUUAGAACUGGUAUCUCUUCUUUCUUCCAAAGAAAGAGCUUGGAGAAAAGCCUUCAGCUCACAAACUCGCUCUUCAGUGGCGACAGUUCAAUAUUGGCUAAAAGCAAGACCAGUCCAGUUGAAGUUAAAGUGUUUGAGCAGAACUCCUCCAAUGAACCAAGUGUCUCCCUCUCUGGUCCCUCUGAUUACUCAUCAUGCACUGCAGAUGCCAGUGUAUCCAGUGAAGAUCUUCACACCUGUGAGCGCUGUGGUCAGAAAGUGUUGGUGUGGGACGUGCCUGAGCACACAGACUAUCAUGUCGCUCUGGACUUGCAGAAAUCAUUCACCUCCACAUCAUCUUCUUCAGCCUCCAGUGACAGCCACGUCAAAGCCGGAACACCUCAGUCGUCCCGUGGGAAAAGCCGGACAAAGAUUCAGAGCGGACCGCAGGCCAAGAGAGCCAGAGCGCAGGGAAGCACAGCCACGCUGGACUCCUUCUUUAAGAAGACUUGAUGCAGGUAUAUUGUGUGCCCUCAGCGUGUAAGCCGAAGGCGACCUGUGGCAAGGAACACAAAAAUCCAUAAGAUGUUAGUUUAUGAAGAAAAAUAAACCUUGGGGAAAACCAGGCUCACCGGGGGAGCCAGUUAUAUAUGCCAAUAUUAUUUAUCUACUGUGUGUGUAGUACAAGUCUUGUUUUAAAUGAGUAAACUGAGUAGAUGUUAGUGGCCAAUGUUUAAACUAAAGGAUUUUGUAUGAACUUUAAGAUUAAUGAUUGUAUCUUUUUAAGUCCAUCCUGAAUUAACUGCGGAAGUGUACAUAGAUGCAGUGUCCAUUUUAUUUGGUCAAUAAAGACUUUAGUUAGCAGUAAUUUAUUGUCUAUGUAUUCCAUCCAUCUCGAAAUGAGCGAAGAUUAUCAGAGCUCGAGUGAAAUAAACAGGUUUAUUGCCUAAAUAGAUAUUUAUUCAAAGAUUUUUAAAGCUUGUAAAAUGUCACUGUAUGUCUGUGAACAUGUGAUGAUGUAAUAGAACGAUGAAUCGUUCUUUUAUGAACCGAUUCACAAAAUGAGUCGGACUUCCAGUUGUACACACCACUAGAGGGCAAAGUAAAGUACUAUCACUAAGAAACUCUAAUGGCAGCCUUCCUAACCCAAGACUGCUGUAAAACUCAGUACAAGUAAUUUACAGUAGGUUUGAACAUUUUGUCAAAGGAACAUUGUGGUCAACUGUGGUCACUUUAAAAGUCACAGUAUUCCCACUUCCCAUUGGUG
Molecule: messenger RNA, 2920 nt
Organism: Myxocyprinus asiaticus (Chinese sucker)
Lineage: Eukaryota; Metazoa; Chordata; Actinopteri; Cypriniformes; Catostomidae
Gene: polh
Product: polymerase (DNA directed), eta
Exons: 11
Coding region: 79-2166 (695 amino acids)
Biological process (GO): response to radiation; error-prone translesion synthesis
Cellular component (GO): replication fork; site of double-strand break; nucleus
Molecular function (GO): DNA-directed DNA polymerase activity; damaged DNA binding
Source: RefSeq, a predicted model, not a curated record